AUGGUCUUGGAAAUGCUGAACCCGAUGCAGUACAACAUCACCAGCAUGGUGCCUGGCGCUGUGCCUGUGGCCGCCAUGCCCAUCCUGCUGCUCACCGGCUUCCUCCUCUUGGUGUGGAAUUAUGAGGACGCGUCUUCCAUUCCAGGUCCUAGCUACUGUCUGGGUAUUGGACCCCUUAUCUCCCAUGGCCGGUUCCUAUGGAUGGGAAUCGGCAGUGCCUGUAACUACUACAAUAAGAUGUACGGCGAGUUCAUGAGAGUCUGGAUCAGUGGUGAAGAAACACUCAUCAUAAGCAAAUCCUCUGGGAUGUUCCAUGUUAUGAAGAACAGUCACUACAGCUGUCGCUUCGGCAGCAAACUGGGGCUGCAGUGCAUUGGCAUGCACGAGAAUGGCCUCAUCUUCAAUAACAACACAGCCCUAUGGAAAGUUGUGCGGCCUUACUUCAACAAAGCGCUGUCGGGACCAGGCCUGGUGCGCAUGGUGACCGUCUGCUCAGACUCCCUCCGGGCACACCUCGACAGGCUGGAGGAGGUCACCAACGAGUUGGGCCACGUGGACGUGCUGUCACUCAUGCGGCGCACCAUGCUGGACACCUCCAACGUGCUAUUCCUGGGGAUCCCCAUGGACGAAAGUGCCUUCGUGGUUAAAAUCCAGGGCUAUUUCGAUGCUUGGCAAGCACUCCUUAUCAAACCAGACAUCUUCUUUAAGAUUUCUUGGCUGUACAGGAAGUAUGAGAAGUCUGUCAAGGAUUUGAAAGAUGCCCUAGAAAUUUUGAUAGAAGAAAAAAGACAGAGGAUUUCUACAGCAGAGAAAUUGGAAGACAGCAUAGAUUUUGCCACCGAACUGAUUUUUGCUGAGAAACGUGGUGAGCUAACAAGAGAGAAUGUGAACCAGUGCAUCUUGGAAAUGCUGAUUGCAGCCCCAGACACCAUGUCUGUCUCUCUGUUCUUCAUGCUGUUCCUCAUCACAAAGCAUACAAAGGUAGAAGAGGCAAUAAUGAAGGAAAUCAAGACCGUGGUUGGUGAAAGAGAUGUAAGGAUUGAUGAUAUACAGAAACUAAAAGUGGUGGAAAGCUUUAUUUAUGAGAGCAUGCGCUACCAGCCUGUGGUAGACUUAGUCAUGCGAAAAGCAUUACAAGAUGAUGUCAUUGACGGCUACCCAGUGAAAAAGGGGACUAACAUUAUCUUGAAUAUUGGAAGAAUGCAUAGACUCGAGUUUUUCCCCAAGCCCAAUGAAUUUACUCUUGAGAACUUUGCACAGAAUGUUCCUUACCGGUAUUUUCAGCCAUUUGGAUUUGGGCCCCGUGGCUGUGCCGGGAAGUAUAUUGCCAUGGUGAUGAUGAAAGUCACUCUGGUGACUGUGUUGAAGCGAUUCCGUGUGCAGACACUGCAAGGCAAGUGCGUGGAGAGCAUGAAAAAAAACAAUGACUUGUCCUUGCACCCUGACGAGACUGACAAUUUACUGGAGAUGAUUUUUAUCCCAAGAAACACAGACAAAUGA
Messenger RNA from Suncus etruscus (white-toothed pygmy shrew), 1500 nucleotides. RefSeq names its product aromatase. NCBI's taxonomy places the organism in Eukaryota, Metazoa, Chordata, Mammalia, Eulipotyphla, Soricidae. The transcript is spliced from 9 exons. Bases 1 to 1500 code for a protein of 499 amino acids. Gene Ontology annotation, molecular function: heme binding; iron ion binding; oxidoreductase activity, acting on paired donors, with incorporation or reduction of molecular oxygen. The record is from RefSeq and is a predicted model, not a curated record.